UCUAGCGGACCAAUGAGCGUUACAUAAACACUGUCCUUGAGGAAACAAUGCAGGGAGAAGUUGGGUCGGUAAACAGGCCCAAUUGUUUCCUGUCAUCGUGAAGUUUAGUUCUUUACUCGGCUCAAAAUGUCAGUGAAACAUGCUCUCAGUCGGGGGUUGGAGCUGGGAAGGUCGCUUCUCCAGCUGGGGCUCUUCAAACCAGCCGGCCGUGUGGCAGCGAAGCUCCGCGGUGAGCGGCUGCGUGUGUCCCGCACGACCCGCACCGUCCAGCCGCAGACCUUCCUGCCAGCUCGGUACCGCUUCUUCCGCCUGUCUCUCAGCGGGCUGGCCGCCCAGCUCCAGUCCGGGGCUUUCAGGAGAGUGGUUGGAGGUGGUGCUCCCAGAAACAGAGCUGUUUUUCUGGCUUUUGGGGUGGGUUUGGGGCUGAUUGAACAGCAACUGGAGGAGGACAGGACAAGCGCUGCUCUGUGUCAGGAGAUACAGGCCGUAUUCAGAAAGAAGAAGUUCCAGACCCCUCUGAAGUCUUUUACAUCGGGGUACAAGUUGGAGGAUUAUGUGAUUGGGAAUCAGAUCGGGAAAGGUUGCAAUGCAGCGGUGUAUGAGGCAGCGGCUCCGUUCGCGCCCCCUGCGGAGAGCGGGAAGUGUUCACUGGUGGAAGUCAACCAGAAAGAAACAGAUGAUGACAAUAAGAAAGCAGAACCACUUCGAUUCUCAGCUGCACCCAGCUAUCCUUUAGCUAUGAAAAUGAUGUGGAACAUUGGGGCUGGUUCAUCAAGUGACGCCAUCCUUCGCUCUAUGUCUAUGGAGUUGGUUCCUGCAUGUCCACAGGCCUUACCGAAAGAGCAAGGAGAGAUCGCUUUGGAUGGCCACUUUGGAACGGUGCCUAAAAGACUGACCGCUCAUCCCAAUGUGAUCACAGUGUACCGGGCCUUCACUGCUGAGGUCCCGCUUCUGCCUGGAGCUCAGGAGGAGUACCCCGAUGUCCUGCCUGCCCGACUCAAUCCACUGGGUUUGGGCAACAAUCGCACACUGUUCCUGGUCAUGCAAAAUUACCCAUGCAGCCUGCGACAGUACCUGGGGGUGUGUGUGCCGAACCGGAUGCAGGCGUCUCUCAUGCUGCUGCAGCUGCUGGAAGGGGUGGAUCACCUGUGCAAGCAGGGCAUCGCUCACAGAGACCUCAAAUCAGACAAUGUGCUCCUGGAAUUUGACAGCUCCGGGUGUCCCAGACUGGUGAUCACUGAUUUCGGCUGUUGUCUGGCAGAGGAUUUGGGCCUCAAACUGCCCUUCAACAGCCGGUGGGUUAACAGAGGGGGAAACGCCUGUCUGAUGCCACCUGAGGUGGCCACAGCAGUUCCAGGUCCAGGGGUGAUGAUAGAUUACAGUAAAGCAGACGCCUGGGCUGUAGGGGCCAUCGCCUAUGAGCUCUUCGGUCAGCCGAACCCCUUCUACAGCUCAGAGGGACUGGAGAGCCGCACUUAUCAGGAACAACAGCUUCCUCCACUUCCUGCUGCUGUACCUGAUGAUGUACAGCUAGUAGUGAAGCUACUGCUACGCAGAAACACUCGCAAGCGCCCCAGUGCACGUGUGGCCGCUAACAUGCUUCACAUCAGCCUGUGGGGCAAGUGUGUGUUGGCCAGCUUGGAUCGGGCCAGAAUGGAUGAGCUGUCGGACUGGCUACUGUGUCAGUCUGCUGUGGUUCUGCUGAAGGGUCGAGGGUCUGGCGGGAGCUCUGUGGAAGCUGAACUCCAGAGAUCCUUCCUCGCCAAUAUAGACCUGGAGGACCUCCGCGCCGCACUCAGCUUCCUCAUGUAUGGACAAGAGCAGUGGAAAUCCCUGCUAACGCACUACACUGAACCUUAGUACCAAUAAUUUUUUGUAUCACUUUAAUUUUAAUGCCCAUCACUGACAUAUUUUGAAAUGAUGGCAGUUUAUGCAUUUGCACUUUUCUCUAUAUAUACAUUAAGAAUACUUUAUGCUGUUGAUGACACUUUAGAAUAACAGCUUAAACCAUCAUGCAUAAUGUAAUGCAUUAAAAUCCACAGUAUAUCACAGUAUACUGAAUAUUGCUUAAAAAAGUAGGCAAAUUAAUGCAGAAUAAAUUAUACAGUUGAUGUGUUUUUUUCUGACAGGAUAGUCAAUACAAAUUUGAUUUUAACUUUUGGUAACUGAUUGCAUCAUGAAAUGUUACUUGGGCAGAGUUGGUUGGAGGGGUUGAAAAAGCAAUUUGGAUUUGUGAUGUCACUUCAGAGAUUGAGCAAGUGAUUAUAUUUGGAUGGGUUCGCUAUUACAUUCUUUGGAAUAACUUGUUUAGAUGAAUUGUAUAAUAAGACCAGUCAUUGUGCAUGUGCAUUAAAAGUAAACAGGGUGAAUUUUGAAUGCACGUUGACUUCAUGGUACAUAGCCUGGAAAGGAGAUAAAUGGCAAAAACAAUAAAGAAUUUGAAUAGUA
This is a messenger RNA of Onychostoma macrolepis, 2448 nucleotides long. It is a transcript of the gene pink1, whose product is annotated as PTEN induced kinase 1. Bases 127 to 1860 code for a protein of 577 amino acids. Lineage: Eukaryota; Metazoa; Chordata; Actinopteri; Cypriniformes; Cyprinidae. The transcript has 8 exons. The record is from RefSeq and is a predicted model, not a curated record. Gene Ontology annotation, molecular function: ATP binding; protein serine/threonine kinase activity. Gene Ontology annotation, cellular component: mitochondrion. Gene Ontology annotation, biological process: protein phosphorylation; autophagy of mitochondrion; regulation of apoptotic process.